Messenger RNA from Ceratotherium simum simum (southern white rhinoceros), 2357 nucleotides. It is a transcript of the gene MYZAP, whose product is annotated as myocardial zonula adherens protein. Gene Ontology annotation, cellular component: intracellular anatomical structure; I band. NCBI's taxonomy places the organism in Eukaryota, Metazoa, Chordata, Mammalia, Perissodactyla, Rhinocerotidae. Gene Ontology annotation, biological process: intracellular signal transduction. The record is from RefSeq and is a predicted model, not a curated record.
GGCCCGCGUCGCCCCCGCGCAGGGCGGGCCCGCGCUUAUUCCGCCCGGGAGGAGCGCCGCGGCGAGCCCGCUGCCGGCCGCUUCUGCGGGAUGCUGCGCUCCACGUCCACCGUCACCCUGCUCUCGGGCGGCGGCACCAGGGCGCCCGGGGCGCCCAGCAGGAGGGCAAAUGUCUGCAGACUACGGCUGACUGUCCCUCCCGAGAACCCAGUUUCUGAGCAAAGUGAAAAGAAGAUUGAAAGAAAAGAGCAAUAUCCUGACCUAAGCAAUGGAGAACCAACCAGGAAACUUCCUCAGGGCGUUGUCUAUGGCGUGGUGCGAAGAUCAGAUCAAAAUCAGCAGAAGGAAAUGGUGGUGUAUGGGUGGUCCACCAAUCAGCUGAAAGAAGAGAUGAAUUACAUCAAAGAUGUGAGAGCCACUUUGGAAAAAGUAAGGAAGCGAAUGUACGGAGACUAUGAUGAAAUGAGACAGAAGAUUCGACAGCUCGCCCAGGAACUGUCAAUUUCACAGGCUCAGCAGGACUAUCUAGAGAAUCACAUCCAGACACAGUCGUCAGCCCUGGAUAGUUUUAAUGCCGUGAACUCGGCUUUGGCGUCGGACUCCAUUGACCUGCAGAAAACCCUUGUGGAUGUUACUUUGGAAAAUAGCAACAUCAAGGAUCAAAUCCGAAAUUUACAGCAGACAUAUGAAGCAUCCAUGGACAAACUUCGGGAAAAGCAGAGGCAGUUAGAUGUGGCGCAAGUGGAAAACAGGCUGCUGAAGAUGAAGGUGGAAGCCUGCCAGGAAGCCAAUGCCGAGGUGAUGAGAGAGAUGACCAGGAAGCUGUACAGCCAGUAUGAAGCAAAGCUGCACGAAGAGCAGCAGAAGCACAAUGCUGAGAAGGAGGCUCUCCUGGAAGAAACCAAUAGUUUUCUGAAAGCGAUUGAAGAAGCCAAUAAGAAGAUGCAAGCAGCAGAGAUCAGCCUACAAGAGAAAGACCAGAGGAUUGGAGAGCUGGACAGGCUGAUUGAGCGCAUGGAAAAGGAACGCCAUCAACUACAACUACAACUCCUAGAGCACGAAACAGAAAUGUCAGGGGAAAUAACUGAUUCUGACAAGGAAAGGUAUCAGCAGCUGGAGGAGGCGUCCGCCAGCCUCCGUGAACGGAUCAGACACCUAGACGACAUGGUGCAUUGCCAGCAGAAGAAGGUCAAGCAGAUGGUUGAGGAGAUUGAAUCAUUAAAGAAAAAGGUGCAACAGAAACAGCUCCUAAUAUUGCAACUUUUAGAAAAGAUAUCUUUCUUGGAAGGAGAGAAUAAUGAACUACAAAGCAGGUUGGACUAUUUAAUAGAAACCCAGCCCAAGACUGAUGUGGAAACCAGAGAGAUUGGAGUGGGCUGUGAUCUUCUACCCAGCCAAACAGGUAGGACUCGUGAAAUCGCAAUGCCUUCCAGGAACUAUACCCCAUACACACGAGUCCUGGAGUUAACCAUGAAGAAAACUCUGACUUAGGCAUUCAGAGAUGGGCGCCUUUUACAGAUGGACAAAGGCCCUGGAACCCUGCGGCCUGAAGUCUAAAAAGGAUGACUGUUGCUUCCUCCUAUACACAGUUUAAGCCAGAGUGGAAAUUGCUGAGGUUCUGAUCCACUUCUAAAACAUGAAGGAAAGUGGAGGCAGAAGGGGAGGGCAGGAGAGAGAAGUUUCAAGGUCAUAUUUCAAUCACUCAACCAGCGCAGUGUACUGUAUUGGGCCAUCAUUAGAUUUCUGUGUAGACACUGAAGUCCUGUCCGGAGAAUUCCUUCACAAUUUAUUUCCUGUUUUGCUAGGCUUCAGUUGGGAGGAAAAAGGGCAUUAAUUUGAAAUUUCAUGUUAUUCACGCCAGGAUCAUUUGUUACAGCAUGAAGAUUUUGUUUACCCAUAAAAGUAUUAGAGGCAGUGUUUCUCUGGUGCAGAGAAGCCUGUCCGCAGGAGCGCGGGCACUGGGGAAACCCGACCCUGGGAGAACAGGAUCCCAGCAUGCAGGUCUCUCUGCCCUUGGUGCCGAGGAUCUGUGCAGGGUUCCCGGAACCCCGGUUGGAGACGGGCCCCAUUCGGGCAGACAUGCUUCCUUCUGACGUGCUAAUCCCUGGGUUUAAUCUGUGCCUUGUGCCUUUCUUGGGCCAGCUGAAAUCACUGUAUUUAUUCGACUUGUGAUUUUUUUUUUCUUUCUCACUUUAACUGAAAGAGAAUUUUGUAUGUUGUGGAAAUUUAAUCAUUUAAUGUUUUCAGUAUCAAUUGGUGUUUUUGUUAAACGAAUGAGUAAUUUGUUCAUGCAUGCUCUACUUUAAUAUUAUAACCUAUGUCACAUGUGUUUAAUAAAUGCCAUAUAUUUUGUUCUA